UGUGGACCCCACUCACAAACACAGCCACGCUUCACUCCAACUGAAAGUAGUAACAAACUCUCAACAUUUCCCCCUCUCUUCUUCCUUCUUUCUCAUUUCUUCAUUUUCUUUUUGUCUUUAUUCUCACUUCACUCUCCAAACGCUACUAAUGAAAUUCUAGAAACUUCUUCUCUCUUCACCUUCAUCUUCCUUUGUUCUGUUCUCGAUUUUAUAAUUGAACGAUGGAUUUUGAGGCUUCUGAUGUGAGGGAACCUGUUUUCUGUGAUGACUUUGAAUCGGAAGAUGGUGAUGAUUUUCUUUUGCUAACUAGGAUUUCCCCGAUUGCGAGUUUGGGAACAUGUAGUAAUAAACGUCAUGUGUCUGUUAAAAGGAAAUUUGAUAAUAGCGAUUCCUUGCAUAUUAAAGCUAAGAAAUCAAAGGUGUCAACAUAUGAUGAUCACGACAAAGAUAAAGACGAAGAUGAUAUUCAUUUGUCGGAUAAAAUUAUAAGGCCGUGCAAGCCAGGUGAUAAUUCAUUUUCGUCGCUGAAGAGAGACCUUGCAUUGUUAGAAAAAUUAUUUGCGGAAGGCAGAAGGAAGACGAGAGUAGAAGAGAAGAGAUUGCAGUUCAUAAAGAGAGAGAUUGAGGAGUGCUGUAAAGAGCUUGAAAGUAAGAAAAAGAAAGUUAGUUUUGUUAGAAGAAUGAAAGAAGCUCACAACAAAAUGCAGGGGAAAAUUGAAGAAUGUAUAAUGGAUUUUGUAGUGAAGGAAGGACAGCUCUAUUUGAUGGAGGAUUUGAUUGGAGAGCGCAUGCAAGAGCUCAAAGCGAAAGAGAUUGAACUUAAUCAAGUGAAGGGUAGCAUUUCAAAAGAAAUAGAACUUCGUCAAGUCAUUGAUAAAAUUGAUAAGGAAUGUGGGAGGAAGGAAGAUGAAUUCAAGGCUCUUUCCCAAAAAAUUGACGAAUGUACUUUGGAACUUAAGGCCAAAGAGAAGGAACUCGAUGCAAUGAACAGAUUAAUUGGCGGGCAAGCAGAAGAAUUAGAGUCCGAAAGGAAGAAGUUAGAGGGUAAAGAAAGGGAGUUUGAAUGUCAAAUGAAAGAGUUGGUAUCGAAACAAAGGCAUUUGGAAAGCCGAUUGGAGGAGCUUGAGUCAAAUGAGAAGCAUUUUGAAAUCCGAUUCAAGGAGCAUGAAUCAAAAGAAAGAGAUUUUGAAGGCCGGGUGAAGGAGAUGGAAUCUAAAAAGAAGCACUUUGAAAGACGAGUGUAUGAGUUAGAGUCAAAAGAAAACAUACUUGUAGGGCGGGUGAAGGAGUUUGAAUCCAAAAAGAAAGAGUUUGAAUUACCCCUGAAGGAGUUGGUAAAGAAACUGGAAUCAAAACAGAACCAUUUCAACCGAGGGAUGAAGGUGCUUGAGUCUAUAGAGCAAAUUGAAGGCAUAGUAAAGGAACUUGAAUCAAAAGAGAGAGAACUUGAAGACCAUGUGAAGGACAUUAAAUCAAAAGAGGAGGACCUUGAAGGUCGAGUGAAGGACAUAAAAUUAAAGGAGGAGGAACUUGAUGGUCGAGUUAAGGAGUUUGAAUCAAAUAAGAAUCAUUUUGAAAGCCAAUUUCAAAACUUCAAAUCAAAAGAAAAGCAAUUUGAAGGAUUGAGGAAAGAAUUUGAAUUAAGAAAGAAUAAGUUCAAAGUAAAGGUUAAGGAGCUCAAUUUAAAAGAGAAGCUGUUUGGAGGUCAAGUCAAAUAUCUUGAGUCAGAGAUGAAUAAAAUUGAUAGACAACUAAAGGAGCCCGAGUUGACAGAAAAACAAUAUGAAGUAUUAACAAAAUAUAUUGCUGAAGAAAAAGAUUCAGGAUUGCAGUUGGACUCAAAUGAGAAAACUGAUGGGGUUGAGUCACUUUGCUGUGGUGUUUUAGUAAAUCUGCUAGAAUCAUCAGAUCCAGCAAAACUUGUGUUGGAUAUAAUACUGAACCCCACUAUUCCACUUUGUGAUAAGAAAGGAGACCAUGCUGUGAUUAUUAAUGAUAGCCACAUCAAUCUGCUAGAACAAUUGAUGACAAUCUCACCAUAUAUCAAACCUAGUGUACGAAAAGAAGCAUUGAAGCUGGCACUUGAUUUGAAAGCUAACAUGAAGGAAAAUACUGAAAAUUAUCUGUCGGUUCUUGGUUUUCUACUGCUUUUGUCCAUUUAUGGAUUGGUUACUUUUUUUAUUGAAGAUGAAAUUUUGGAGUUUUUUGCACCUGUUGCUCAUUACAAGAUAGCUGCGAAGCUGUUCAAGAACCUGGGCUUUGCGAAUAAAGUUUCUGAUUUUGUUGAGAAUCUUAUCAAGAGAAAGCAAAUUGUUGGAGCUGUUAGAUUCAGUUGUGAAUAUAACUUGGCUGACAAGAAUCAACUAAUUGAUCUCUUGCAAGAACACAUCCGGGAUGCCAAACAGAUAUGUGAGAUCAGUUGCAACAACAGCAACUCCAAUGAAAUCAAGGAUAAGGCGAGAGAUCGAGAAAUUGCUUGUCUGGAAACUGUUCUACAGUGCAUUUCAGAUCACGGCCUAGAACAUAAGGUUCUGUUUAACAAGGAGAUUAAAUAUCGCAUUCUUGAGCUAAAAGGAUAUAAAGGCAAUUAGUUUUCUUCUUGAACAACUUGAUGCAAGAAUUUAGUAAUAGUUUGUUGGGUUAACUUAAUUAUAUCACUAUUUGUAAAGCUGUAAAUCUUCAGACGCCAAAAGAUAUUUGUAAUGAAACUCUGUUUCUUUUA
Messenger RNA from Vicia villosa (hairy vetch), 2722 nucleotides. RefSeq lists its product as uncharacterized. The record is from RefSeq and is a predicted model, not a curated record. NCBI's taxonomy places the organism in Eukaryota, Viridiplantae, Streptophyta, Magnoliopsida, Fabales, Fabaceae. The coding region runs from base 222 to 2591 and encodes 789 amino acids. The transcript has 5 exons.